ACGGAGACGAAUCGGUGGAUGGCCGCCGCCUCCUCCACCCUUGGUUUCUCUCUCGUGCGACGACGCGCUCCGGCGACGACGGCGAACUCCGCUCCGCGCUCCGGCGACCGGCUCUCAGGUAGAUCGACAUGGCGGGAAGACCCAGCAUCCCGACCAACAGCUCCGCCCUCAUCGCCAUCAUCGCCGACGAGGACACAGUGACUGGGUUUUUGUUGGCUGGAGUUGGCAAUGUUGAUCUGAGGAAAAAGACAAAUUACCUUAUUGUUGAUAACAAAACAACAGUCAAACAAAUUGAAGAUGCAUUUAAGGAAUUCACGACAAGGGAGGACAUUGCAAUUGUACUCAUCAGCCAAUAUGUUGCGAACAUGAUAAGAUUUCUGGUCGAUAGCUACAACAGACCAGUUCCUGCUAUUUUGGAGAUCCCAUCUAAGGAUCAUCCAUAUGACCCAGCACACGAUUCUGUCCUUUCUCGCGUGAAGUACCUGUUUUCUGCUGAAUCAGUUGCAUCAGAUAGGAGGUAAAAACUGGUUGUGUUAUGCAACAUGGGCGUCCUACUUUCUGUGUAACAUUUAUACUUUGAAACUGCAACAUAUGCUUAUUGUAAACACCAUUUUGUGUGAAUAACGAGAGGACCAUCGAGCAGACGAACUACAGCAAAAUAAAGACGAUGAAUUCAUGUAAAAUUUUUGUGUUUGACUGUGGUGUUCACAAAUAUUGUAUCUCGGUUAAGUGUUAACGAUGAUAUUCAUCUGUGGCA
Oryza brachyantha (malo sina) is the source of this 757-nucleotide messenger RNA. RefSeq names its product V-type proton ATPase subunit F. The transcript is spliced from 5 exons. Bases 129 to 521 code for a protein of 130 amino acids. Gene Ontology annotation, molecular function: proton-transporting ATPase activity, rotational mechanism. Gene Ontology annotation, biological process: proton transmembrane transport. The record is from RefSeq and is a predicted model, not a curated record. NCBI's taxonomy places the organism in Eukaryota, Viridiplantae, Streptophyta, Magnoliopsida, Poales, Poaceae. Gene Ontology annotation, cellular component: membrane; proton-transporting V-type ATPase, V1 domain.